This is a messenger RNA of Mus musculus (house mouse), 231 nucleotides long. It is a transcript of the gene Sprr4, whose product is annotated as small proline-rich protein 4. NCBI's taxonomy places the organism in Eukaryota, Metazoa, Chordata, Mammalia, Rodentia, Muridae. The record is from RefSeq and is marked provisional. Gene Ontology annotation, cellular component: cytoplasm; cell cortex; cytosol. The transcript has a single exon. Bases 1 to 231 code for a protein of 76 amino acids.
AUGCCUUCCCAUCAGCAUCAGAAUCAGCAACAGUGCACACCACAAGCCCAGCAGCAGCAGGUGAAGCAGCCCUGUCAGCCACCUCCUACCAAAUGUCAAGAGGCAUGUGUGCCUAAAACCAAGGAUCCAUGUGUUCCUCAGGCCAAAAAACAAUGCCCAGCGAGGAGCACAACUAACCCAGCUCAAGAGAAGUGUCCUGCACAGCAAGACCCUAAGUGUAAGCAGAAGUAA